AUGUAUUGGGUGAGGAGUGGAAGGCCUCCCACAGGUUCUGACAGCACCCCACACUGCUCCUCACAGUCCCCCCACAGCCCACCACACCGCUCCUCACAGUCCCCCCACAGCCCACCACACCGCUCCUCACAGUCCCCCCACAGCCCACCACACCGGUCCUCACAGUCCCCCAACAGCCCACCAACACCGCUUCCUCACAGUCUCCCCACAGCCCACCACACCGCUCCUCACAGCCCACCAACACCGCUCUCACAGUCCCCCACAGCCCACCACCAGGACCGCUCCUCACAGUCCCCACACAGCCACCAAUCACCGGUCCUCACAGUCCCCCCACAGCCCCACCACAAGCACCGCUCCUCACAGUCCCCCACAAGCCCACCACAUACCGGUCCUCACAGUCCCCCCACAGCCCACCACACCGCUCCUCACAGUCCCCACAAGCCCACCCACACCCGCUCCUCACAGUCCCCCACAACCGCUCCCACAGUCCCCCCCACAGCCCACCACACCGCUCCUCACAGUCCCCCACAGCCCACCACAACCGCUCCUCACAGUCCUCCCACAGCCCACCACACCGCUCCUCACAGUCCCCACCACACCCACCACACACCGCUCCUCACAGUCCCCCACAGCCCACCACACCCGCUCCUCACAGUCCCAAAGCCACACAACCGCUCCUCACAGUCCCCCACAGCCCACGCACACCGCUCCUCACAACGUCCCACAGCCCACCACGCCCACCAACAGCCCGCUCCCACAGUCCACCUACACCCACUCCCACAGCCACCCACACGUCCACAGCCCCCACAGCCCACACACCACCCCACAGCCCACCACACCGCUCCUCACAGUCCCCCCACAGCCCACCACACCACUCCUCACAGCCCACCACACCGCGCCUUCACAGUCCCCCCACAGCCACCCACACCGCUCCUUACAGUCCCCCACAGCCCACCACACCGCCUCCUCACAGUCCCCCCACAGCCCCACCACACCGCUCCUCACAGUCCCCCCACAGCCCACCACACCGCUCCUCAACAGUCGUCCCACGCCCACCAACAGCCGCUCCUCACAGUCCCCACAGCCCACCACACCGCUCCUCACAGUCCCCCACAGCCCACCACACCGCUCCUCAACAACGUCCCACAGCCCACCACAACCGCUCCUCACAGUCCCCCACAGCCCACCAACAACUCCGCUCCUCACAACGUCCCACAGCCCACCACACCGCUCCUCACAGUCCCCCCACAGCCCCACCACACACUCCUCACAGCCCACCACAACCGUCCUCACAGUCCCCCCACAGCCCACCACACCACUGCCUCACAGCCACCACAUUCCGCUCCUCACAGUCCCCCAGCACAGCCCACACACCACUCCUCACAGCCCACCACACACCGCUCCUUACAGUCCCCCAACAGCCCACCACAACCGCUCCUUACAGUCCCCCCACAGCCCACCACACCGCUCCUCACAGUCCCCCACAGCCCACACACCCACUCCUCACAGUCCCCACAGCCCCCUAUAAAGCUCCUUUCAGCCCCCAUACUGCUCCAGUGCUCCUCUUGA
Molecule: messenger RNA, 1569 nt
Organism: Salvelinus sp. IW2-2015
Lineage: Eukaryota; Metazoa; Chordata; Actinopteri; Salmoniformes; Salmonidae
Exons: 1
Coding region: 1-1569 (522 amino acids)
Source: RefSeq, a predicted model, not a curated record